AUGCUAACCUGGAACACGGUUCCGGACGACAUUUUUUCAUCCCACCUACUUGCGUUUGAUGAUGAAUCAGUUCCGGGACAUCCAUCCAGGAUCGUGCAGGAUUAUGUAUGUCCAUGGUGGAUGGGAAAUGCCAGAAUCCCGGAUGAACCAUGGCAGUGGGAUUUGGUCAUAGCCUGCUGUAUCAAACACUACCAGUGUUGGGUGUAUGGUGUUGAGGAUGAUGGUAUAAUUCUUCCUGAGAUUGUGAAGGACACUUCGUUUCCACCACUGGUGGGACUCAGGUGGAUUCGAGAACGCAUGGUAGCAUUGAUGGAGGAGCAAGAUGAUGGUAUCCAAGCCAAGAUGGGAGAGGUGGAGAUGUACACUGGGAUGCUAGAGAGAUUGAAGAGAGCCAAAGGAGUGUAAUCCCAUUCACUCAGAAUGGAGUAGUCUUCAGUUUAUGCAAGAUGUAGAAUAUUAUCGACCCUCACAGAUUGUGCUGAGCUCCGAGUCCCAGAUCCCGAGUUCCGGAUGCCGGGAUUCGGGGUUCGGGGUUCGGG
This is a messenger RNA of Suillus discolor, 539 nucleotides long. RefSeq lists its product as uncharacterized. The transcript is spliced from 2 exons. The record is from RefSeq and is a predicted model, not a curated record. The coding region runs from base 1 to 405 and encodes 134 amino acids. NCBI's taxonomy places the organism in Eukaryota, Fungi, Basidiomycota, Agaricomycetes, Boletales, Suillaceae.